This is a messenger RNA of Thecamonas trahens ATCC 50062, 1542 nucleotides long. RefSeq lists its product as uncharacterized. Bases 1 to 1542 code for a protein of 513 amino acids. Lineage: Eukaryota; Apusomonadida; Apusomonadidae. The record is from RefSeq and is a predicted model, not a curated record. The transcript is spliced from 2 exons.
AUGAUCAGUGACGGAUCGGGCGAUUACGGGAACAUGAUGACGUGCGUGUGGCACAUCACCUCGCCCGGGGCGCUCGUCGGAGAAGACGGCUCGCCGCCCGAGCUCUUCCUCACUCUCUACUUUCAUAUGAUUGCGCUCGAGUGCGGAUGGGACUUUGUCUAUGUCUACGAGAUCGGAAACGGGCUGGACGAUGCUCCGCUGGUGGGCAUGUACUCGGGCAUGUACACUCCGGAUGCCCUGGUCUCCACCUCGGGCGCUCUCGCCGUUGUCUUUGUCUCGGACGAGGCCAUGGCCGACCGCGGCUUCCAGCUCUCCUUCACCUUUUCACCGUGUCCGUUCAACUGCUUCUACGCCGGCCAGUGCAUCAUGUCCUCGCGGACGUGCCUGUGCCAGCCCGGCCGCGUCGGCACCUACUGCGAGAUGGCCGAUCCCGGCAUGACGCUGGACCCCGAGUACGGCCCCUUCCAGGCCGGCUCGACUCCGUGCGACCAGUACUCGUGCGACGCGCCCGAGUCCAUUGUCGUCAACGCCUCAAACGUCUUUGACCUCUUCCGCCCCGCCACCGUCCAGACCUUCUCGCGCAUUCUCCCGCAGCCGUGCAUGGUCUUUCCGGGCUUGACCAACGCCUCGCGCGUUGGCUCGUGCUGGGACGAGCCCGAGGCCGUGGACGAGCCGGACGUCGCCGCCGGCGCGGUGGUGCCUCUGCUCCCCGGCACUCUGCCGAGCGUCGCCCGCUCUGGUGUCUCGUAUCGGCAGCCGACGUACGGCCGCGGCAACACAACGUGGUUCAUGCUGCCGCCAGCCAUGGUGGCUGUCAUCACUCUCUUCUUUGCUGUCCUCAUUGCCCUCUUUCUUGUCUGCAUGUGCCUUGUCACCGUCCAGCUGGUCACCUCGCAGGCGACGAUGCGGCGGUUCGCACUGAUGCGAGUCAUCGCCCGACAGCGCGCCGCGCGGCGGUUUUCGCCCGAAGACAUCGAGUGGUUUGUCGUCCACCUCGACGCCGCCUCUGGUGCGGUGCUCAACCCGGUGCUGGCGCCGGCGGCCAAGACCCUCGCUGCGCCGCAUCCAGGCGCGGCUCCCGCCGCCGACGCCGACGCCGCUCCCAACAGCGACGCUGCUAGUGCAAGCGAUGAGGUCGUCCCGCUACUCUCUGCGCCGGCCGCCCCGCCGAUCACCCGCGCCCGCCCGCGCGUUUCCUCGACCAUCCCGGCGUUCGAGUACAAGGCCAACGGUGACGUGGCGCGGUCGCUCGAGUUUGUGGUCCUGGCAAUGCCGGCGCGACCGAGCCCGGCCACCGACGCAGACGGCUUUGUAGCCCACGCGGCACUCGCGCGAUUCAAGCUUGGCCUCGCCGUCGUCUCGCUCCUCCCUCUGUCGUCACAAGCCAGCUCGUCCGCAUCGUCCGACGACGCCGCUGGCCUCAUCGACGCCUCGCGCUGGUCCGACAACAGCAGUGAUCUUGACGACGCCGCCACCCCCGCCGAGGCCACGACCCUCGGCGAGGCCCUCGCUGACGUUCCCGACACCGCCCGCCUGCUAUAA